Syngnathoides biaculeatus (alligator pipefish) is the source of this 3174-nucleotide messenger RNA. RefSeq names its product polymerase (DNA directed) kappa (gene polk). Lineage: Eukaryota; Metazoa; Chordata; Actinopteri; Syngnathiformes; Syngnathidae. Gene Ontology annotation, molecular function: damaged DNA binding; DNA-directed DNA polymerase activity. The record is from RefSeq and is a predicted model, not a curated record. The coding region runs from base 319 to 2850 and encodes 843 amino acids. Gene Ontology annotation, biological process: error-prone translesion synthesis. The transcript is spliced from 14 exons. Gene Ontology annotation, cellular component: nucleus.
AAAAUUCGUAUUUCCGUAAAUGACGAACGAAUGCGGAAGUGCCGCUCAAGAAGAAUUGCGUCUCUAUUUCUAUUUUUAUCUAUUAAUGUUGGCCGUUACGUCAUUGGUUGGGCGUUUGACAGUUAUAUUUUAUGUAGUUAUUUUGCCUUUGGAUUGAUUACACCCAUUGGAUUUAAAAUGGCACUAUAGGGUAUACAGUAACUCAACACAUACGCUGACUAUGGUGUACGUAGCUAACGAUAAGACUGGAAGUUAUUGUUAUUGUUAUCGUUGGAGCAAGGAAAAUCACAUUUGCACAUCACGGAUCAGAUCAUCAAGAUGGAAAAUGGCACCGCGGCUAAUAAAGCAGAAGGGUUCCUUUCCAGAAUGGCCCUCAACGACAACAAAGCUGGUAUGGAGGGUCUCGACAGAGACAAAAUCAACAAGAUUAUCAUGGAGUCAUCGAAGGGAUCCAAGUUUUAUGAGAACGAGCUCAAGAGAGAGCAUCAGGUGAACCAGCGCAUUGAGAAAAUGAUGCUGCAAAAAGCACACAUCACAGACCAGCAGUUAAAGAAAGCCCAAGUUCAGGUUGAGAGGAUGGCCUCUGAACUGGAGAGGAGUCGUGAUCUAAGCCGCGUGAUCGUGCACGUGGACAUGGACGCGUUCUAUGCUGCGGUGGAGAUGAGAGACUGUCCCGACCUCAAGGACAAGCCCAUGGCUGUCGGAUCCAUGAGCAUGUUGUCCACAUCCAACUACCACGCCAGGAAAUACGGCGUUCGGGCAGCCAUGCCAGGAUUUAUCGGCAAAAAACUUUGUCCCCACUUAGUCAUCGUUCCAUGCAACUUUGAUAAAUACAAAUCAGUGAGCAAUGAGAUCAGGGAGAUAUUUGCAGACUAUGAUCCUCAGUUCCAGCCUGUGAGUCUGGACGAAGCCUAUCUGGACUUUACGGAACACCUGGAACUAAGGAAGAGCUGGCCAGAGGCCUCACGAACGCAUCGCUACAGAUCCACCAGCACGAAUACAGGUGUCGAGCAGUCUGAGCACCAAGAGGAAUCAGAGGUGAAAGGGUUCUCCCCUGUGCUGUUCGAGGACAGCCCGAGUUCCAGUUCUGAAGCCGCCGCAAGUGGGAAAGCCUCCGAGGUUUUUGGUACCUGUGUCGAAGAGGCUGUGAGGGAAAUGCGCUUCCGCAUUGAGCAGAAGACCACGUUGACUGCCAGUGCAGGCAUUGCUCCAAAUAUGAUGCUGGCCAAGGUAUGCAGUGACAAGAACAAGCCCAACGGACAGUACAGACUUGCAUCCACCAGAGAGGCUGUCAUGGACUUCAUCCAGGACCUCCCAGUUCGCAAAGUUUCGGGCAUCGGGAAGGUGAGCGAGAAGAUGCUGAAAGCUCUGGACAUCAGCAGCUGUGCUCAUCUGGGCCAGCAGAUGGCGAUGUUGUCAUUGUUGUUCUCGGAGACAGCCUGGCAUCACUUCAUGCAGGUUUCCCUGGGUCUGGGCUCCACGUACAUUGUAAGGAACGAAGGAAGGAAAAGUAUGAGCACAGAGAGAACAUUUAAAGAACUCAGCAGGCCUGAAGAGCAGCUGUAUGUAUGCAGAGAACUUUGUGAAGACUUAGCACAAGACUUGAAGAAAGAAGAUCUCAAGGGUAAAAACAUCACACUGAAGCUGAAGAAUGUCAACUUUGAGGUGAAAACCAGGGCAUUGACGCUACCCUGCGCCGUCGCCACCGCCGAUGAGAUCUUUGCUGCGGCCAAAGACCUUCUUAAAACGGAAACAGAGAACGAAAGUCCUCAGCCACUCAGACUGAGGCUCAUGGGUGUUCGCAUCUCUGCCUUUGUGGACCCGAAUGAUAAAAAGCCCCUGCAGAAGAGCAUCGUUGGUUUCCUCCAAUCAGACAAGGCAGACCAAGGCCAAGGCUCCACCCAGGAAGUUUGUCACCAGUUUGAUGGGAGUCAUCUCCCUUCCCGUCCUUCCACAGAACAGACACGUCCGACUAAAGAGGUUCCUUGGGAGAUAAAGAAAAAGGAAUUGCUGGAUGACCCACCCGCUGAUAGACCUCAGCUGUCUUUCUUUCAAAAAGCUUACGCCAAGCGACUGCAGCUCCAAGAGCGACCAAAUAAGGAGACGGCAUCUGUAGUUCCACUCAGGGAUGAUGAUGAUGAUGAUGAUGAACAAAGAGGGGCGGAGUCACCAACCAAGGGCGCGGGGCCAAAACGUGCUCCAUCACAUCUUUUGGAAAGUGAUGGCGUUCGCUUCUCAGAACCUCAAGCGUCAACAUCAAGCGCAGCGUUAAACUGCCUCACCUGUCCCGUGUGUUUCAACCGGGUCAGCACCGAUGAUUUGAAUGUUUUCAACGGCCAUAUCGACCAGUGCCUGAGUAAAGGAGAGCUCCAUAUUUUGGAGUUAAAGUCAGAUUUCAUCAAGGACUAUAAAGACAGUGAGGCGCAGAACGACCAAGUAAAUAAUAAAGGAGAGAGAAACAAACACAAGUUGGCAAAUGAUGGACAUCACACGGCACAAUUGAUCAACGGUGACGAGGGAACGCUGACCUCGCAUCAGCCUCGGGCGCGCCACAACGAAGGUACCGUCCUCGUCUGCCCGGUGUGUCAGCUGACCCAGGACACAAAUGACCUCGCCGUCUUCAAUCGCCACGUUGACCUCUGCCUGAACCGGGAAGUGCUGCACGAGAUGGGAACAUCACCCCUUGUUGUCGAGGUGGCAAAGAGCAAUGAUGUAACAGACAGAGGCGUUCCCCCUCCGAGGCAAACCGGUAGAGGUAAAAGCAAAAGAAGAGACUGUCCUUUAUAUGGACCCUCUAAAAAGGCGAAAGGUCUUGGGCCGCACAACACCAUCGACAAGUUCUUCAGGUGACGGCGCGUCGUUGCCGACGGCGAUUUGGAAUGGAAGGUGAAGUUGGAGGAGCUCAAACAGAAUAUUUGCACUCAAAUGCACAUUCAGGUGAAAUUGUUGAUGUAUGAAACCAUUUUUGUUGACUUGUAGUCACAAAAGAAUCAAGGCAAGGAAUAUAUUAUUUAAUAACCAUGUUUAAAGUCAGUGCUAAUAUAAAUUUAUUGCUGAAAAUGCAUUUUACUAUUGCAUUGAUAAUGGUAAUAUUUAUUACAUGCUGAGUAUUUUUAGUAUUUAAUGUUUUUGAGAAUGAUUGAAUGAUUAAGAUGUAUCAGUGCAGUUGCAAUA